Wickerhamiella sorbophila is the source of this 858-nucleotide messenger RNA. Its product is annotated as ELMO domain-containing protein B. The coding region runs from base 1 to 858 and encodes 285 amino acids. The transcript has a single exon. NCBI's taxonomy places the organism in Eukaryota, Fungi, Ascomycota, Dipodascomycetes, Dipodascales, Trichomonascaceae. The record is from RefSeq and is a predicted model, not a curated record.
AUGGUGCAAAAGGCAGCGGUUUCGGCAUGGACGGCGCUUGCUGUGGUAUUGGGGUACUUUGGGAGCAAUCCCCAUCACCUAGCCCGGUGGAGCAUUGAGCUGCGAAGCCGGAAGUGGCUUCUUACCGCGGCGCUUCUUAAGCACUCGUACAUGUGGGUGGCUAUAGUUCACCGGGCGCUACAUAUGCGCGGUCCGAGCCACCGAUACGACAAGGUGGCGUCCAUUGUGUGGAACGAGGAUCUUUCCCAGGCAUUGGACUACUUAGCGAGCAAAAGUCACGAGCCGGUGCACUGGGACGAGUCUACAAGUUCUAGGUUGGCUACAGUGUAUAGCGGUCUGUUUGAGCCCGAAAAGCAUCUGGACCCAAGUAAACUUGGUAACGCCGGCUGCGAUUGGGUGAAGCUUGGCUUUCAAGGCAAAGACCCCACAACAGACUUUCGAGGCACCGGUGCAUUAGGUUUGGAUCAGUUUGAAGCGUUCUGCACACACCCCCACGCAAAGCAAAUAUUUAUAGAGUCCGGAUCUGCUCCUGGCUCGACUGCGGUUGCAUUCGAUACGCCGUGGUACCCUGUUGCAUUAGUCUCAAUUCGUCUGACGCAUUUCCUGGUUCGCAAAAUGAUGGACGACCCGGUAUGCAUGGCUCUCAUUUGGGAAAGUGCAAGUUGCACACAUACCACAUUCCCUCAGGAGCUCGCGACGAUGCACACGCGGCUGAUGCUCGAUUUCCACGAGGCAUGGCAAAAUGCAGUUGAGCGGAAAGAGAUAACCAACUAUCAUCAGAACGAGGCCUUCAUCAAGAGCUUUGAACAAAAAACAGACAAAAUUAUCAAGGGUCCUGACACACCAGUUUGGAAAUAG